Terrapene triunguis (Three-toed box turtle) is the source of this 747-nucleotide messenger RNA. RefSeq names its product CD48 antigen-like. NCBI's taxonomy places the organism in Eukaryota, Metazoa, Chordata, Testudines, Emydidae. Bases 1 to 747 code for a protein of 248 amino acids. The transcript is spliced from 4 exons. The record is from RefSeq and is a predicted model, not a curated record.
AUGCUGGGGAAGAUGGCGGCAGCUGUUGCAACCUUUGCAUGCCUGGUGGUGCUCAGCAGCUUACAAGCUUACGAGGCUACAGCGGUGCCGCGCAGUCAGGUGAAUGGGACUAUCUGUGGCACGGUGUAUCUAAACCCCAAACUGUCAGUCCCAGAGAAAUACCAGCAGAUCAUCUGGUGGUUCAACGAGUCCCUAAAGAUCCUGACUAAAAAAUGGAAUCAGCCAGUGUAUUACCCAGGUGGCAAUAUUCAUAAUAAACUGCGUUACCACGAAAAUCACACCCUGGAAAUUAACCAGCUGCAGAAGCAAGACAGCGGCACCUACCGGAUGGAAGUGGAAGACAGCCAAAGCAAGAAGACAAAUGAAUUAUUCCGACUGGACGUGUACGAGCCCGUCCCUAAACCCAGGAUGAACUUCACUAUCAGGGCCAACGAAGAUGGAUGGUGCAAUGUCACCCUGGCGUGCAUUGUGGAUGCCACCCAAGUGACCUACCACUGGCGCAAGAAUGAAAAGGAUUUAGUGGGCAAAAUUAGCAGCACACUGGACGUUGCGUUAAAGUCAGAAAGUCACGCGUCUUACAAAUGCAGCGUCAGCAACCCCGCCAGCGAAGAGACAGGCUUCUUCAAUUACAGAAGCCCUUGCACGUGGAAUGAGAAAAACUCAGCCGUGCCCGUGUCCCUGGCUCGGAAAACAGCCGAUUCCAUCCUGGCGUUUGGAUUUCUCCUCCUCGUCCAUAACUGGGUCUAA